Pneumocystis murina B123 is the source of this 1101-nucleotide messenger RNA. RefSeq lists its product as hypothetical. NCBI's taxonomy places the organism in Eukaryota, Fungi, Ascomycota, Pneumocystomycetes, Pneumocystales, Pneumocystaceae. The coding region runs from base 1 to 1101 and encodes 366 amino acids. The transcript is spliced from 6 exons. The record is from RefSeq and is a predicted model, not a curated record. Gene Ontology annotation, molecular function: oxidoreductase activity.
AUGGGUCUUAUAAUUUCAAUUUUUAAAACAGUACGAUUUAUGCCAACCACUUUACCAACAUAUCCAGAUUCAGCACGGCAUACUUUAGAAUAUCUAAUCCGCGCUAAUCAUACAAAUGUAGCAGUUAUCCAUGAAUCAGGAAGACCCAACAUGUUUUUACAACACAUACCCGUUCUAUACUUACUGAAUACAUCCUCAAAAUAUCUACUUACUGUAUAUGACCAAAUCAUUCCUGAUGAUUGCCCUUGGAAGCCCAGCCCGUCUGUAGUUACACAAGCGGAUUGGCAAAUGUUUUUUGGCAAUCUAUCUUAUGCAGAGGCAUAUAAACAUUAUUUUGAUGAUGAACUGAUACAUAUGAAUCGUGAUCAGCUAAAAACUGUUCAAUUUUAUGCACAAAAUAUAUUAAUACCAUCUUUAUUAGAAGGAGAUAUGUACUCUACAAUUCAUCUCGGGCUAAGUUUUAUAUUAAAGAGCCGAGAAAUGAUGUCAGAAGCUUUAGUAUCUAUGUGUUUAAAUAUACACAAGUCGUCUCUAUUAGAUCAAGAAAUAAAUACCCAUGAAUGGAAACAUGGUACAUAUACUUUGCAAGAUCUUCUUUCAAAGGUAGCAGAAAAAGAGAGAAUUAAAAAACAAACAAAUCAUGCUGAUUCUUUUACGGAAAAGAGAUCAGUAUAUAUAUCACAUUAUGUAUCAAAAUGGGAUGUUCAAGAUAGCUAUAAAUCAUUAAAAGAAAUUCAAAAAACAACACUUUUGCUAGCCAUAGCGACUUCAGAAUCAAUAUUAUUACCAUUCCUUUCUUUCUUUAAUGCAUCACAAACGCUAUUUGUUUUAUCGCAAAAUAAAGUGAUAUCAGAAUCACAGAUACGUAUAUCUCUUCAGGCGAUUUUAUUCCAUCUUUUAUUAAAUUAUAUAUCUUUAAAUACACCUUGUAUUCAAUCAAACAAAGUUGAUCAUUAUCCAUCGGUCGAUAUGAACACUAUUAGAAAUGAUCCAAAAUUAAUAUUUUUUAACACAGAAAAACUUCUAGCAAUUUAUUAUCUUGAUAAGAUAAAAGAUAAUUUUGAGAAAAAAGCAAUUUCUGCCAUUUACUAUUCAAAAUAA